UUAACGAGUCGCGCUGUGCGGACGCAAAGCAAACGCAACGCAAUACGAAAACGGUCGUCGAAGAGCGCUUAGAACCCAAGUCGCGGGUUUUUCAUAUUCUCCGUUGAAAGACUGCAGUCAGUGUUCAAUAAGAGAUUGAGUUGCACUAACAAAUACAGCGUAAACAAAACGCGAACAGUUUAAACUCGCUGUUGCUGACAACGCAAUUUAAACAUUCUCAAUUGCGCCGUGUCAUUAAAAAGUGAAACCCAAAAAAGAAAAUUGUAAAACUGCAUCCAUAAAACCACAAAACAAACUUGUAACAAGUGAUUCUCAAGCUAUGGCGCGUAUCGUUUAAAUCAAAAACCAAACUCAAGCCAUACAAAUUAUAACAAUUACUAUCAAAUAUGGUUGCUGUUAACAAAAUGUGCAAGUUACGCAAGGCGCUGCUCUUUUUCAUUUGGAUCUCAUGUUUUGCCGCCAUCAACUCAUUGCCCCGUCCUCAGCAAGGCCUAGAGAACAAUGAUAUUCUCGUCAAUUGUGGCGGAGAGCUGGAGGUUCCGCUUAUAACACCCUGCAAGGACUCGCUUAAACUGGAGGUCGACAGCGACUAUACGCUGCAUUGUGAGGCCAGCGAACCGAUCGUUUGGUGGCAUGGCGAUGAAGGUUUGCUUGAAAGCGAAACGUUCGAUAAUGCCGAGGACCCAAACCGUCCCUAUGGCAUCAAGUUCCACAUUAAAUCGGCGAAAGUUGAGAAUGUUGGCGCUCACUAUUGCAUCCCCCAGCAAUUGGAGCCCAUUGGAGACAACUGGUCGGAAAUCGAUUUGAUUGAGUUGGUCAACAAUGAGAAGGCCAGCACAAUAUACAUCUUUGUCGACGACAAAUCCAAUCUACUGGCGCCCCUCGAUCCCAUAAUAAAUGCACGACAAUACACCGACCUGGUAAUACCCUGCAAGCCGGCAAUGCCCGAGACAGAGGUGUUGCUAACAUUCAAUGGAGCGACAUUUUCCAGUGAGACAACCGGUCGCUACGAUCCCAAGCGCGGUUUCUUUAUUGUAAUUCGAAGUGUUACCGAUGCUGGGUAUUAUACUUGUGUCCCCAAAAUUCCAUCGCCGGAUAACGAAGAGGAAUCAACGCUCAUUGAUGUGCGCUUUAUUGGUAACGGUCAUAUUGAUACAUUUGGAUUGGACAAUGCUACAACAGACAUGGUUCUGACUGAGAAGAUAACUAACAAAACGCACGAUGAAUUUAAGGUUAUGGUUAUCGAUAACGAUAGUGAUGAAUCGAUCCUCAAUGUUACUAACAAUAUCGACAGUGAUAUCGUUACACUAAUACCUGGUGCUGGGCAUGUUGCAUCCCCCUCCGACAACGAUAACGAUGACGAUAAUGAGCAGCAUGAUUCGCGUGAUCAAGACAGCGAUUAUUAUUCAUCAUUAUCGUCGCGUCAUCGAGAAAAGCGUAGUCCAAUAAGAACUACGAGAUCGCCCUCAAUGAUGAAUCCCUCGCCCUCAAGGGGACCCCAAGGGCAAGCAAAUGAUCGCCUCAACAAGCCGCUUAUAACCUCAAGCUCACGUGGCCACGUCUAUCAGGGUGAAACUUUCGAACUGGUCUGCGAAGUUUACUCUCCCUACAAUGUUAAUUACAAGCUGUCUUGGAGCCUACCCAAUAAAGUGGAUCCGAGUCGCACCAACCGCACCGGGCCGUACUUCGACAAGAGCAACAAAAAUGUAACCCAUCAACUGGCUCAUAGCACGUUGACGGUGCGAGACGCGAAACUUGAAGACAAAGGUGUCUACAAGUGUACCAUAAAAGGUGAUUAUGGAGCCCCUGAGUUCUCUUCCUACAAGAUGGUCGUAAUGGAGCCCAACUCGACAUAUCUCAAAGUCCGUGAGCCUUCAGAUUAUUACACAGUUCAGGAAUAUGCCAACAGAUCCAUACAGAUGAACGCCGUAUUCGAAGGCUUUCCGGCGCCCACAUUCAAGUGGUAUAAGCCCAACGGUAUUGAGGUCUGGGAGACCGAGCCGAACUUUAAGAUCCUAUCCACAGAAUCGAGCACUACACUGAAGGUGAUCAACGCCCAGCUAGAGAAUAGCGGCACCUACAUCCUCAAGGGUACCAAUGGCAUUGAUUCGAAGCAAUUGGAGUUCAAUGUGAGCGUCAUUUCGGGUCCAGUGCUCAGCAUGGAAGAUGUCUAUGUGGUUGAAGGCCAGGAAGCGCAUCUCAACUGUACCGUCCAAUCGUAUCCCACAGCUGUGGUGACAUUCCUCUUUAAGCCAUGCAGCCUGAAGCCGCGUUGGCCAUCCUGUUCGUUGGCCACACAAAACUUUAGUUCUGAAACAAUCCAGGAACUUUAUCAGUAUAGAACUAGCUCCCGUCCUGGCACACUAAGCGUAGAGUUUAUACACGAGGCGAUCUUCACACCCAAGGAACCAGGAAUUAUUAUCUGCGUGGCACAGAAUUUGAUCAACAACAUUCCAGUAACGAAGCAGAAAUCGGCACAUGUAAUGUUGGGAGAUAUAGCGCAGAAUAUGACCAUUGAUGGGCUGAACACCAAUCACAACAUAGCCAAGGGGGAUGAAGAGACAUUCACAUGCUCAGCGCUAGCUUAUCACUUCGAUGGUAAUCUGGAAUGGUUCCUGAAUGGCGAGCCUAUCACUGAGGGUUCUGGUAUUACUAUGGAAACCAAUUACACAACAUACUCUUACAAAAGUACGCUAAAGUUUAGCGCAAUCUCUGAUAAAGAUCGUGGCACUUACAUGUGCAGAGCGCGUAAUAUUAAUCCACCCGAUAAUUACGAAAGUCGGGAAAUUAAUGUCUAUGUGCACGAUCCCAAAGCACCGCAAUGGGAAUACACGAAUCUUAAUCCAAAGUCGAAAAUCGAACGCAAUCUGGGAGAUACGUUGGAACUCCAAUGCCGUUCCAAAGCCAUGCCUCCAGCCACAGUUAAAUGGUAUAAGGACGAAGUCUUAGUGCAAACCACAAAUCACACUCACAUACUGGAAGACGGCAAAACAUUGCGUAUUCCCCAUCUCUACCCCAAGGACGAUGGCAUCUACCGCUGUGUGGUGAAUAAUCGUUUGGGCAGCAUUGAGAACUCCGCCACCGUAAUAAUAGCCAAUCUACCGGGUGUUAGCAAGCUCUGGAUUUGGAUGCUUGCCAUCUUCUUUACGGUGCUCAUCGCACUGUGCGCAUUCCUGGCCAUUCGCUAUCGUCAGGAACGCAAGCGACAUUUGGCUCUUAAGGCCGCCGGUUUGGCCAACUUUGAGGAGGGCGCUGUGGAGCACAUCAAUCCAGCAUUGUCACUCGACGAGCAGGCCGAAUUGUUGCCUUACGACCGUGGUUUUGAGUUCCCGCGUGACAAACUUAAGCUGGGCAAGCAGCUGGGCGCCGGCGCCUUUGGUGUGGUGCUCAAGGGUGAAGCGCAGGGCAUUCGUAAUGAUGAGGCUGUAUCGAUAGUCGCGGUGAAGAUGGUUAAACGCACCGCAGAUGCAGAAGUGGUGCGUGCUCUUGUCUCGGAACUGAAGAUUAUGGUACAUUUGGGACAGCAUCUGAAUGUGGUCAAUCUACUGGGUGCCGUCACCAAAAACAUAGCCAAGCGCGAACUGAUGGUCAUUGUGGAGUAUUGUCGUUUCGGAAACAUUCAAAACUUUUUACUGCGCAAUCGCAAAUGCUUCAUAAACCAAAUAAAUCCAAUGAACGAUCGAAUUGAUGCCACAAUUAUGACACAACGGAUAUCCGACAGCUUUGAUCUGCAUCGUGAUAAUGCUGGUAAUGGUUGUGGUAGUGUUGGUGGUAUUGGUGGUGGCUUGAAGUAUGCUAACGUCGGUUACCCGAACCAUCCAUAUAUCAAUCACAUGAACUCCGUAAACAACAACUAUACGCAAAAUCAUCGCAGCAACUCCGACAACGAUCCCCGCUCGGGCACACGAGCCGGACGCACCACCUCCGGCGGCGGCAGCACCACCUACGACCGUCAGCUGGACACUUGCGCCACAGAGGCCACCGUCAUGACCACUGUACCAGAGGAUGAUCAUCAUGUGAUGUCCAAUAACUCCAUUCAGCCCGCUUGGCGCUCCAAUUACAAGACCGACUCUACGGAAGCGAUGACUGUGACUACCACAGACUUGGUCAGCUGGGCUUUCCAGGUCGCUCGUGGAAUGGACUAUUUAUCGUCCAAGAAGGUGCUUCACGGAGAUCUUGCGGCGAGAAACAUUCUACUAUGCGAAGACAACGUUGUGAAAAUCUGCGACUUUGGCUUGGCACGUUCCAUGUACAGAGGCGACAACUAUAAGAAAUCCGAGAGCGGCAAGCUGCCCAUCAAGUGGCUGGCGCUAGAAUCGUUGAGCGAUCAUGUGUUCAGCACCUAUAGCGAUGUAUGGUCCUUUGGUAUUGUGCUUUGGGAGCUAUUCUCACUCUCAAAGGUGCCAUAUCCGGGUAUUGAUCCCAACCAGGAGCUGUUCAACAAGCUAAACGAUGGUUACCGUAUGGAAAAGCCGCCAUAUGCCAACCAAGAACUCUACGAAAUAAUGCUAGAGUGCUGGCGCAAGAGCCCCGAGAGCAGACCGCUUUUCAAUGUGCUAGAGAAACGCUUUGCUAACAUGCUGGGGGAGGAUGCAGCCAACCACUACCUGGAUCUGAAUGAUCCGUAUAUGCGCUCAAACACGGAGUACUUGAGAAAUCAUCCCACAGACUACUUGUCGUUAAUGGGUUCUCCUGAUGAAUUUGCUCCCGCUGCGCCACGCUAUGUCAAUGGACACAUAGUGCCCGAUAUAAGAAUUGAAGAUGUGCCCGAUGAUUAUCUGCAAAUGAACACUGAGAAUAGCACCGCCAUAUUUUCACCCACGCGUCCCAAAGGCGACGUCACCAAUCAACACACCGACUUUAAGGAUAAGCAACCAACAACCGAAACAUCUUUCACCUUCCCAACAGAUAACCAACAUGGCCAACACUCACCCACAUUGGCCAACAACAUGGAAAGCAGCGCUAUCCACAAAUCGCUACGUCGUAAGAACGGCAUGCCAACAGUUGAUGCUGCCGAUCAGGCACCCGAGGAGAUACCCAUGCUGCAUCGGAUUUCGUCAUCAGACGAUGGCGAUCGAAGUCCCGAACAACAACGAAAAUUUCCCCAAUAUACGGGGCCAACACCGUCACCACGGCAUCAUGUCGAAACGACACUCAAUGGCGAUAGCGAAAACUAUGUGAAUGUGAAACCGCCUCGUAAAAAUCUUGUCAACAAAUCAUCUGCAGCAGCAAGCAGCACAACAGAUGCUUUCUCGAAUCCCAGCUAUCAGCCACUGACAGCUGUUAAUGCAGAGAAGACAGAGCGAAGGUAUUAAUACUAUAUCAAUACGAACCGAUUAAAUUAUGGAUUGGAUUGGAUAGAUGAGCAGCAGCUGCGCCGUUAGAUUUAUAAGAUUAGGACAACAAUGCUACCUAGUAGUAUUGUAGAGAUAUUGAUGAUAUAUAGCUUUAAGUACGCACCCUCGCCCCUAAUUAGUGCCAGCAUUUCAUAUACAAUAUAUGUAUGUAUAUCUAUAUGUAUGUUAAGUUCUAGAGUUAUAGCCUCUUUCCAUUGAACGCAAAAUUUGGGUUUUUUCGAUAUAAUAUGUGAAAUCGCAGUUUUAAGAAUAUCGAGCACAACAUUUCGAUUGUUUAUCGAGUUGAAAACAUUCAUAUUUUAUAAAGUUGUUUACAGUUUGAGCAGCUGAUUUACGUCAAAACUUCCACACACGAAAAUUACCAUUGCUUUUUUUUUGUAAUGGCAGCAGACAAAAUGGGAAUAGUGAAAAUUGAAAUGCAGAUGGAAAGAGGCUAUCAUAAUGUUAUAUAUAAAUGACAUUGCAUCAUUAUAAUAUUUACUACUUGAUGUUUAUAUAUACGAAUAUAUAGAUAUAGAUUAUAUGAAUGUUUUACUCAAAUAGAGUUUGUAUAAUAA
Molecule: messenger RNA, 5914 nt
Organism: Drosophila albomicans
Lineage: Eukaryota; Metazoa; Arthropoda; Insecta; Diptera; Drosophilidae
Gene: Pvr
Product: vascular endothelial growth factor receptor 1
Exons: 19
Coding region: 387-5315 (1642 amino acids)
Biological process (GO): positive regulation of kinase activity; multicellular organism development; protein phosphorylation
Cellular component (GO): signaling receptor complex
Molecular function (GO): transmembrane receptor protein tyrosine kinase activity; ATP binding
Source: RefSeq, a predicted model, not a curated record